This is a messenger RNA of Cucumis sativus (cucumber), 1168 nucleotides long. RefSeq names its product 40S ribosomal protein S4-3. NCBI's taxonomy places the organism in Eukaryota, Viridiplantae, Streptophyta, Magnoliopsida, Cucurbitales, Cucurbitaceae. Gene Ontology annotation, cellular component: cytosolic small ribosomal subunit; ribosome. Gene Ontology annotation, molecular function: RNA binding; structural constituent of ribosome. The record is from RefSeq and is a predicted model, not a curated record. Bases 157 to 951 code for a protein of 264 amino acids. The transcript is spliced from 5 exons. Gene Ontology annotation, biological process: translation.
UAAGAAAAAAGUCCCUUAAUGGCUCUCUCUACCUCUCUCUCUCUCUGGAGGUUUUUUAUGUUUUCGUUGUAACAAACACUCUCUCUUCAGUAAGAAACCCUAUCUCUCCCCCACUAGCGCCGGCGCCGACUCCGACUUUUAGCUCUUGCAACAGAUAUGGCAAGAGGACUGAAGAAGCAUUUGAAGAGGCUCAAUGCUCCAAAGCAUUGGAUGCUCGACAAACUUGGUGGUGCAUUUGCCCCCAAACCUUCAUCUGGUCCUCAUAAGUCGAGGGAAUGCCUCCCCUUGAUCCUUAUAUUGAGGAACCGGCUGAAGUAUGCUCUCACGUACCGUGAGGUAAUUGCAAUUUUAAUGCAACGACAUGUUUUGGUCGAUGGGAAGGUCAGGACUGAUAAGACUUUUCCUGCUGGUUUUAUGGACGUUGUGUCAAUUCCCAAGACAAACGAAAAUUUCCGGCUUCUUUAUGACACAAAAGGUCGAUUCCGUCUACACUCAGUUAGGGAUGAAGAGGCUAAGUAUAAGCUGUGCAAAGUUCGCUCAGUGCAGUUUGGGCAAAAGGGCAUCCCUUAUCUGAACACUUACGAUGGACGCACAAUUCGUUAUCCUGACCCUCUGAUUAAGGCGAAUGACACCAUCAAGCUAGACCUUGAGUCUAACAAGAUUGCUGAUUUCAUCAAGUUUGAUGUAGGAAAUGUUGUGAUGGUGACUGGUGGAAGAAACAGAGGCAGGGUGGGAGUUAUAAAGAACAGGGAGAAGCAUAAGGGAAGCUUUGAAACAAUCCACAUUCAGGAUGCAACCGGGCACGAAUUUGCAACUCGGCUGGGCAAUGUGUUCACAAUUGGUAAGGGGACUAAGCCAUGGGUGUCCCUACCCAAGGGCAAGGGUAUUAAAUUAUCCAUUAUCGAAGAAGCCAGGAAGAGGCUGGCAAGCCAAGCCACAGUUACUGCUUAAGACUUAGUUUAGUGUAACGUAGUCAUGGAUGAAAGAUUGGAUUUUUCUUUUGUUUUUGUAUAAGUAGAUCUAGAAAAGGCUGAUACACUUGGAUAUUUCUACUUCAACUGUGUGAAGCUACUGCUAUGAUUUUGUCAUUCCAAGACUCUUUUCUUCAUGAGGGCUACUUGUUUUUCUGGUAAAUGGAAAAAUCUUGACUUGUGUUCGAUUUGUUAAA